AUGGACUGGAAAUUCCUACAGGAUGGUGACCCCGCCGAGACGGCCGUGCUCGCCGCCUCGGUCGCCUCGUCCGUGCUGUACCUCGCGCACGUCCGCACCGCGCCGAGCCGGAUGCGCAUGGCCUACAAGGCUCUGUCGACCUUGCUGCUCGCGUGCUUCGCCGCCCAGCGCGCCACCUCCGGUCGCGCGUCGCCGGCGCUGCUUGUGCCCGCCCUGGCCCUCGGCUCGCUCGGCGACGCCUUCCUCGCGUGGCCCGGCGAGGCCAACUUCCUCUGCGGCCUUGGUAGCUUCCUGGUCGCGCACCUGUUCUACGUAGCCGUCUUCGCGGGCGGCGCGAGCGCCGGCCGCGCGCAGAUAUCGCGGGACGCCUGGCGGCAGGCGAUGGCGGGCGGCAUGGCGCUGCUGGCGCCGGGUAUGGCGGCCGUGCUGAUGCCCCGGGUGGCCGGCGCGCUGCGGGCGCCGAUCCUCGUCUACACGGCGACCAUCCUGGUCAUGGUGCUGGCGGUGCUGACGGUGCCCAAUUCGACUGUAGUGCUUGGUGGCGUGCUCUUUGCGCUGUCGGACUCGAUACUGGCGACCGAGGAGUUUGUGGUAGCGCGGGAGUCGGGCCACCGGCCAUGGAUGCAGCAUGCUGUUUGGGUACUGUAUUAUUCGGGCCAGCUUCUGAUUGCAGUAGGCUUCUAA
This is a messenger RNA of Cordyceps fumosorosea ARSEF 2679, 684 nucleotides long. RefSeq names its product YhhN family protein. NCBI's taxonomy places the organism in Eukaryota, Fungi, Ascomycota, Sordariomycetes, Hypocreales, Cordycipitaceae. The coding region runs from base 1 to 684 and encodes 227 amino acids. The transcript has a single exon. The record is from RefSeq and is a predicted model, not a curated record. Gene Ontology annotation, cellular component: membrane.